Messenger RNA from Dromiciops gliroides (monito del monte), 2859 nucleotides. It is a transcript of the gene C4H17orf58, whose product is annotated as chromosome 4 C17orf58 homolog. The coding region runs from base 504 to 1490 and encodes 328 amino acids. Gene Ontology annotation, molecular function: protein binding. NCBI's taxonomy places the organism in Eukaryota, Metazoa, Chordata, Mammalia, Microbiotheria, Microbiotheriidae. The record is from RefSeq and is a predicted model, not a curated record. The transcript is spliced from 5 exons.
GACAUCUGUGGGUUCCUAUGCUACCAAGAGACUGGAAACCAUUGAAUUUCUAGAAGCCAGAAAGCUUGACAAGGCCCAGGCCUCCAUGUAUCCUUUCUUGUCUAACUGUAUCUGUCUAAUAGUGGGAGAGAUGUCAGAGCAGCAGCAAUGUGUGACACUGAGGUUUAAGGACCACAUUGCCCCAGAUAGAGCAGGGACAAUAGACCCUCAGGUCUGAGUAAAGAACCAGCUGAUUCCCCCCAUUCCUUCAGAGCAUGGGUAGGAUCUAUGUCCAACUGAAAAUGAAAGGGGAAAAGAGGUGAGCCCAUUCCCAUUAAGGAGGGGAGAAAGGGUAGGUAGAGGGGUCACUUUGCAGUUUACUCUAGUUCCAGUGGUCGGUUCAGUGAGUGAUUCCCAGUUUCCCCAAAGGCUGCCCCUCAUUAGCAUGAACGGGGGUGGAGAAUUGAGGGAGGAAAGCAAAGGCUGAAAGCUCAGCUUUGGAUUCAGCCAAAGUGGUCUUCACCAUGCCAUCAGAGAGAGUUCUCUGGCUUCUCUGUCUGCUCAUUGGAUCCUCCUCAGAAACCCCAGUGACAGAGAGCAAAGAUUCUCUCUCAUACCCAAUAGAGAAGACCUGGGCUCAGGGGACGCUGGGAGCCCACGCUCCUGGGGCCUGGAGGAACAAAUGGAGGAAGGCCAGACCCCGGCCUCGGAUGGAGAACAGCACUGGGGCUCGCAAGGACGGAGCCCUGGAACUGGGUAGCCCGUGGCUCCUUGGUGGGACUGCCGUGCUACUAGACAAUAGUGUGAACAAGCGGCGCCAGUCCGGGCGGGUGACUUGGCCCAUGCUCUCGGUCCCGCGGUCUCAGGGGCGUCCCCUCUCUGGCGCUGGGUCUGCGUGGGUGGAGGACCAGUGCCGACCCCUUGAAGGGCGCCUCAACUCUCCUGGACGCACCAGCCCGGACCAGGAGGGAGAGCUCCUGAGCAACCGCUCGAAGGCUUCCUGGCUCAGUCAUCAGCAACCCCGCCUUCGCCCACCAGGCAGAGAUACUGGCCACAUGGAGAAGACCUGUGAGACUGAGUGCAAAUGGGAUAUGGAUGAAAAGGAAUUCUAUUGCAUGAGUGAAUUUGCAGUGAAUGGAAUCGUCCAUGAUGUGGAAGUGCUUGGUGAAGGCAUCCGGCUGGUUUCUCUGCUGGUCAACAGUCAUGGUCUAUACAAGACAAACCGCCUCUAUAUCACUCCAGAUGGCUUCUUCUUCAGAGUUCACGUGCUCGUAUUGGAUUCCUCCAGCUGCAAUAAACCAUAUGCAGAUUUUAAAUUUGGCAGCAGGUAUAUAGUAAUGGGUCACAUCUACCACAAGAGAAGGCAGCUCUCCACAGCUCUGCUGCAGGUGUUACAAGGGCGCCUAAGACCUGGAGAUGGAUUACUCAAGAGCAGCAGCAAUUAUGUGAAAAGAUUCAAUCGCAAAAGGGAUGAGAAAAUCCAAAGGGCAGCUCAUACCAAGUGUAUCUGAAUCCCCUUCCAAAGCUUUUCGGAGGCCUUGGCUCUGUUGGGAUUCAUUGACUCGAAGGCCAUCUGCCUUCAUGCAGCCUAGCCUUUCUCUGGACUGGGCCCCCAGCGCUUCCUUGGGAACCCUUGGAGCUCAGUAAUUAUGAACCAAUCAAGUAUUCCUUCCAGCACUGCUAAUGCUGAGCAUGUUGUUUCUGAAUAUAUUAAAUGCCUCUACAUUUUUUUAAAGUUCAAUUGCAGGUAUACAAAUAUAGUACAAAGCAGCGAUUCACAGAUCUGUGAUAACUGGCCUGUUUGAUUUAUAAAUUACUGCUUCUUAUUCACCUUAUUUUUUAGGGUUAUUUUUUACUAUGUGUUCUGUUGCUUUAAAUGAAAUGUUAUGAUUGUCUAGGAAAAAUAAUUCACAGAAAGUAUUUUCUUUUUAUUGAACUCUAAAAGUUUAACGUUUUGGGGGGGCAUAACUUAUCUAAAUCAUUUAAACUUAUCAAGUUUUACAUCUCAAAUAUCACUUAACAAUACAUUUUUUGGGAGAGUGGGCUCUCCCGUUUUCAUCUGUACGGGGAGAUCCCAGAGUGGAGAAACUUCUGGCCAUCUGAUUGAUGGGCAGCUGUAUAGUCUUAGAGAGUUUUCUGGGGCAUUGGGAGGUUGUUUCCUACUCCUAGUUGCAAAGACUAUUUUCAAAAGCAGGACCAGGUCCGAGUUCUUCCUUACUCUAAGCCUGAUCCUCUAACCACUUGACCAUCCUGCUUCUCUAGUAAUAAAUCGACUCGCCUGAAGAAAUAUAAAUAUGAAACUUUUUUGAGAUUUUAUAGAUCCCCAAAUCAGUCAAGUACUUCUUAAUAAUCUGCCAUGUGCCAGGAACUGUCCCAGGUUCUGAGGAUGGAAGUACAAAGAAAUCAGUGCUCAGGAUAAGUAUUUAAAUUUCACCUUUUAAAAAAUUUUGAGAUUACUGAAGGAUUUAAACAAAAUUUUAUGUACAUGAGUAUUUCUGAUAGGACAAACAUACCUGGUGUACUUUCAUACUUGGCCACUUUUGAUAAUUUACAUCUGUGCUAAACUGUCUUUCUAAAAGAGGUAAAAUUAAUUUUGCGUGUAUUAGAUAUAAUUUUUUAAAAAUUUAAAAUAAAGACAUAGUGUCAUGUUUAUGAUUGUAAAAUAGUAAAUCUUGUGUAGUUGUCAAUUUUUUUUUUCAUACUUUUUGUAUUCACCUUUUUCCCUCCUCUCGCUCCAAUAGUCCUGGAAAGACUAUUCAUGAAUGAUAGCCCAGUUGCAUGGAUUUUAAAGUUUCAAAUGCUUUUCCAUUAGUUAAUUAAUUAGUAGUGAAUCACUCAACAAGCAUUUAUUUACUUCUUCAGUGUGGAACACUACAUAUA